UGAAGCGGAGCCUGGUGGAGAGAGAGCGCCGCAUUCGUCUGUGCCUGCCCCGCUGGCAUCGGGCUCAAAGUGCAAGCCGACGGCACUUCGAUGGCCUUCGCCGCAUGGCUGGCGGGCGAGGCGGUGCACGGCGCUGGGCAGGCAGCGCUGCUGUGGGCGGCUCGCGGUGAGUGCCCGGCCUGCACGUGCGCGCCAGCCCUCACUUGCGCCCCGGGCCAGGAGGCGGCCCGCCUGGACUGCCCGGGCGGACCCCCGGGGUGGGCGCUGUCAGCGGUGGCCCUCGCUGGCGUGACCGGCUUCUCUGGGGGUCUCCUGGCCGCGCGGUGGCUGGGCGCCUGGCAGCCGAUCGCUGGCCCUCCGCCCAAGCCGUCUUUGGAGGAGGAAGCUAGAGGGCUCGACGAGGGCGACUUCAUCCAUGUGCUGUAUCGCGUGGGAGGCGCUCGGAUCUGGCACGAGCGCUUGAUCCUGGCAUUUCAGACGGUGCCGCCGUUCGGGACAGGGAUCAUGACUCCAGAUGGUCACGCCUAUGUGGAGGCCAUCAUGCAGAACGGGGCGGACAUCAGGGAGUACGCGAUCCCCGCCGGCGCCGCAGCCGGCGCCGUGGCGGCCGUCACAGCUGGUGACCAGGUCUACCGCUUCCGUGGUCUCCCUCUUCCUGGUGAUGUCGCGACAGGUGCCGCCUCUGUUCGAGGUACUCUUGGGCUGGGCGCGGGACCGCCGAUCGCGCUGAACACGGCAGGGCGUGUCAUCGCGGCCGUGCUCGGCGCUCCGGCUGGCGCGGGGCCUGCGGGGGCCCCCGCGGCUGGCGAGGCCGGCGGCGCUCCUGGGGCUCUGGGCGGUCUGGCAGGGCUAGCCGCAGCCCUUGGGGGCGGCCCAGCGGCCGCGCCAGCGGGCGCUGCCGCCCUUGUACCAGUGGCGGCAGCGCCUGCACCUGCGGCUGGAGGCGCUCCUGGGGGCGACGCUCGGAUUCAGUCGGUGGCUUUCGACGCGCAGGGAGUGAGGUACGUGGACAUUCGAGCUGCAGUGGUUCGCCUUCGCGAGCUACCUUGGGGCGACUGGCCCCUCAAGGGGCCCCGCACACUGCAAUGGGUGCUGAACUUCAUCUGCCGCAAUGGGGGUACUCCCCUUGGCAGGCGCACGAAGUGGGUCUCGGAGGGGUACCUUGAGGCGGACGAUCCUGGGGUCGAUACCCACCUGCUGUGCUGCCGCCUCCUCGAGCUGGGCGUGGUCUACGAUCAGCUCCACGUGACUAACAUCGCUGCCAUGGAGUUGGUCGGUCGGACUCUCCAGACCCAGGAGGAGCUGUACCGAGACAGGUUCGCCGCUGCCUCGGAGUUCGGCUCAGACGCAGCGCUGAUGUCGGGUGCUCUGGACGCAGGCGGGAACGUGUGCGUGGCGCCGGCUCUGAGGGACUGGCUGGCCGCGGAGAAGGCGCGCGAGGCCAACAUAGCCAAGGAGCGGCGCAAGGCGCGCGAG
Prorocentrum cordatum is the source of this 1476-nucleotide messenger RNA. NCBI's taxonomy places the organism in Eukaryota, Dinophyceae, Prorocentrales, Prorocentraceae. The record is from the annotation of a GenBank genome assembly.